Molecule: messenger RNA, 6487 nt
Organism: Pundamilia nyererei
Lineage: Eukaryota; Metazoa; Chordata; Actinopteri; Cichliformes; Cichlidae
Gene: dgkh
Product: diacylglycerol kinase, eta
Exons: 26
Coding region: 288-3314 (1008 amino acids)
Biological process (GO): phospholipase C-activating G protein-coupled receptor signaling pathway
Cellular component (GO): plasma membrane
Molecular function (GO): protein binding; ATP-dependent diacylglycerol kinase activity
Source: RefSeq, a predicted model, not a curated record
GCAGUGCCUUGGCACACUGGCAGGAGCGGGCGCUACGCAGAGUGUCCAGGAGUCGCGUGUGCUGGCGAGUUCUGUCCGUGUGCUGGACGGGCGCACGACGCUCCCCCCCACCCCUGGGUGCCAGCGGAUCUGAGGAAGGCCUAGUGAGAAUUCGGUCUCUUAUCUUUGAUGAGGUGGAUCUGUCGGAUGCCAGUGUUGCAGAGUCCAGCACUAAGAAUGUCAACAACAGCUUCACAGUGAUCACUCCGUUCCGUAGGCUCAUCCUCUGUGCUGAGAACAGGAAAGAGAUGGAGGACUGGAUCAGCUCGCUCAAGUCCGUCCAGUCCAGAGAGCAUUACGAGACAGCACAGUUUAAUGUGGAACAUUUCUCAGGGAUGCACAACUGGUACGCCUGCUCCCAUGCACGGCCCACCUUUUGCAAUGUUUGUAAGGAUAGUUUGUCUGGGGUCACAUCUCACGGCCUCUCCUGUGAAGUGUGCAAAUUCAAAGCGCACAAACGCUGUGCUGUCAGAGCCACCAACAAUUGUAAAUGGACCACCCUGGCCUCCAUAGGGAAGGAUAUCAUUGAGGAUGAGGAUGGGAUUGCAAUGCCUCACCAGUGGUUGGAAGGCAACCUGCCUGUCAGUGCCAAGUGUGCUGUGUGUGAUAAGACGUGUGGCAGCGUGCUGAGACUGCAGGAUUGGCGCUGCCUCUGGUGCAAAGCUAUGGUGCACACAGCCUGCAUGGACUUAUAUCCACGCAAGUGUCCCCUAGGUCAAUGCAAAGUCUCCAUCAUCCCCCCUACUGCUCUCAACAGCAUCGACUCAGAUGGCUUCUGGAAGGCCACCUGUCCCCCGUCAUGUGCCAGUCCCCUCCUGGUCUUUGUCAACUCCAAAAGUGGCGACAACCAGGGAGUGAAGUUCCUACGGCGCUUCAAGCAGCUUCUGAACCCAGCUCAAGUCUUUGACCUGGUCAACGGUGGGCCACACCUUGGUUUGCGCCUGUUUCAGAAGUUUGACAACUUCCGAAUCUUGGUGUGCGGAGGUGAUGGCAGCGUGGGAUGGGUCCUCUCAGAGAUCGACAAACUCAAUCUACACAAACAAUGCCAGCUGGGGGUGUUGCCCUUGGGCACCGGCAAUGAUCUGGCGCGAGUGCUUGGCUGGGGCCCGUCAUGUGACGAUGACACCCAGCUGCCUCAGAUUCUGGAGAAGCUAGAGAGGGCCAGCACCAAGAUGUUGGACCGCUGGAGCAUCAUGACCUACGAGAUUAAGAUCCCACCCAAACACAGCUGCCCUACCACGCCUGAGGGAGCUGACGACUGCCAGUUUCACAUUUCAACCUAUGAAGACUCAGUAGCUACUCACCUCACAAAGAUCCUCAACUCUGAGCAGCACUCUGUGGUCAUCUCCUCUGCCAAAAUUCUGUGUGAGACAGUGAAGGAUUUUGUUGCCAAAGUGGGGAAGGCGUAUGAGAAAAGCACUGAGAAUGCUGAGGAGUGCGACUCUAUGUCUCUCAAAUGUGCCAUCCUCAAUGAGAAACUGGACUCCCUCCUCCAGACCCUCAACACAGAGUGCCAAGCUCUACCUCCGCUCCCCCUCUCCACUCCACCUAUUGUAGAGGAGGAACAGGAGGAGGAGGAAGAGGAGGAGGAGGAGGCCAGUGAAGAAAGCCUGACAGAGCUGAAGGAGAAAUUGGAGGAGGAGGAGACGGAGAAAGGAGUGGCAGGAGGUUCGCCGCACCAGCUGUUCAAAAGCAGGGAGCAGUUGAUGCUCAGGGCCGACAGUCUGAAGAAAGCGGUUCGACAGGUCAUAGAACAGGCAGAGAGAGUGGUUGAUGAGCAGAAUGCCCAUACGGAGGACCCAGAGCUUCCAUCCCCUCUGGAGAAGGACAGCGAGGAUGAGAACAGAGACAGUGAGAAAGAUGAGGACACUAAGGAACUGGAAGCAGUGUCAUCUGUUAAGAGUCCCUGUUCUCCAACGGAGAGGAGAGUGAGCCGUAGCACCCAGUCCUAUAGCUCCUUCACCAUCACACCCUUCACCACCAGCAAGGAGAAUCUCCCUGUACUCAACACACGCAUCAUCUGCCCAGGUUUGCGAGCAGGUCUGGCUGCCUCUAUUGCUGGCAGCUCUAUCAUUAGCAAGAUGCUGCUGGCUAACAUCGACCCUUUCGGGGCCACAUCAUUCAUCGACCCUGACCUGGACUCUCUAGAGGGCUAUAUGGAGAAGUGUGUUAUGAACAACUACUUUGGCAUUGGCUUGGAUGCAAAGAUCUCGCUGGAGUUUAACAACAAGCGAGAGGAGCAUCCAGAGAAAUGCAGGAGUCGUACCAAGAAUAUGAUGUGGUACGGUGUUCUGGGCACUAAGGAGCUGCUGCAAAGAACCUACAAGAACCUGGAGCAGAAGGUCCAGCUGGAGUGUGAUGGACAGUACAUCCCACUGCCCAGCCUUCAAGGCAUAGCAGUGUUGAACAUUCCUAGCUACGCAGGCGGAACCAACUUCUGGGGCGGCACCAAGGAGGAUGAUUCCCCGCAGGCUUUUGAGAACACACUGAAGUCAUGGGAGGACAAGCUCAAGUAUGAUAAGCCUCCUUUGCGACCUCACCUCUACCCUCAGCAGUCUGUGGAUCUAGCCACAGAGGAGGAGGCAGGCCUGGUGCAGAUGUGUGCCCGGGCUGCAGAAGAGCUCAUUACAAGGAUAUGUGAGGCUGCAAAGACGAACGGGCUCUUAGAGCAGGAACUGGCUCACGCUGUUAAUGCUGCAUCACACGCCAUCAACAAAACACACCCGAAGUUCCCCGAGAGCCUUACUCGGAACACAGCCAUUGAGGUGGCCAGCACUAUGAAGGCACUCCACAAUGAGACCGAGUCUCUUCUGUUGGGCCGAGUCUCUCUGCAACUGGACCCACCAGAGGAGGAGCAGCUGUCCAGCGCUCUGCAGAGCGUGGAGCUGGAACUUGGGAAACUGGGAGAAAUCCCCUGGCUUUACCACAUCCUGCAGCCCAAUGAUGAGGAGGAUCACUCUCUGGGUUACGGCAAGAGGAACAGUCGCAGCAGCAUGUUUCGCAUAGUGCCCAAGUUCAAGAAGGAGAAGGCCGCCAAGAAGACAAGCCCUCAAUCAGUGGAAAGAUGGGGCACAGAGGAGGUGGGCAUCUGGCUGGAACAGCUGAGUCUGGGGGAGUACAGAGACACCUUCAUCCGACACGACAUCCGAGGCUCAGAGCUGCUGCACCUGGAGAGGAGGGACCUGAAGGAUCUGGGGAUAUCGAAAGUGGGUCAUAUGAAGAGAAUUCUCCAGGGAACUAAAGACCUGGCCAAGGCCUCCAUGAUUGACCUCUAACCCAGGAGCAAACGCUACCAGAAAGGGGAAACGUGCAUUCCUCCUGACUUAGUGGAAGUGUUUGGGAGCACCAUAGGCAGUGGUGGAAGAGAUAUGUAUUGAAGGAGAGAUGGAUAUUUGAUCCCUCUGCUGAGAAAGUCUGUGUGAUGUCGUGAUCAAGAUACAUGUGCGUGUGUUUGUUUGUUCUUUGGUGCCAAAAUGACAAUCGAGAAUGCUGAUGGAAGUCACACACACAAAAAAGCCAUUUCUUAUUUAAUAACCAUUCAUAGCACAUAAUCAGGUAUGCAACUAACCUUACUGUUGACAGCUUGUUGUCUGAGUUGUGAUAACAAACUAGUAGCAAAACUAAGACUUCCAUAGGUGUGGGGUUCUGCUUCAGUUGAGUCUGUGUAAAAAAUGUAUUUGCUGGCUCUCUGCCUCACAUUACAGAGCUGCACAUGCAGAACAGAAUAAUCUGGACCAUGCAGGUGGUUGUCUGGAAGCUUUGUUUGAAAACAGUGGGAUACUGUUGCAUGCUAUGCUUGCUCAACCUUAGAUGUGUUUAAUUGCAUGAUUAGUGUCUUGAUUUUUUUUGUGUGUAUGCGAGUGUGUGUGUGGGUGUGUGUGUCUGUGUGUGUGUGUGCAAAAUGACACUUGAACAAGUUUUACAUAACAUAAGUAUUAUAAUGCCAUUUGUUACUACUGAAAACAUCAUUUUUGGUCUAAAUCCAACUUUUUAUUCUAGCUUUAAAUUAUUUUGUUUGCAUGAUAAUGACAUGUUUAAAAGGUUUCUGUCAAGUGCCAUAUUUUGAGUCAUUUCGUGUAAGACGUGCUUUAAUGGUAGACAUCGUAAGAAAUCUUUAAACAAGUUAUCGAUGAGUUAUGAUUUUAUGAAAUUAAUAAGUUGACACGUUCUCUGUGGAUGUGAAAAAUCAGUACCAAAGUGAAUGUUUUUGUCUUUAUUUAAUAAGCCAGUAGGUUUUAAGUCUUAAUUUCAUUUUAGGUGGGAAAAAGCUGUAUUAGUCAGGAAGAGAGUAAAACUGUUGGUCAGACGCCAACCACCUAUACUAUAGGGUUGUAGAGAUUUUUUAAAGGAAUUCUUAAACAGGCACUUUCUACUUCUUGCUUCAUGCAAGUGCAAAUCCUCAUAUCAUUGCAUAGAGUUAACAGUUCACCUCAACUUUUUACCUUUUGGCAACUUAAUACAGUAUUUAACACUAUUGAGGAGUUAGAUAUGAGUUUUGAAUAGAGCAGUUGAUCUGCAGUCUGCUUAACAUUGUUCAAGUGCAGCUUUUUCAGUUUUUUUUCUCCUUCAAAUUCCAAGUGAGACUUUGCUAGAAUGCUACUUCUAAUUGUUAGUUUCAUUUAAGACUGGUGGCAUUACAGGGUAUAUUUCUAUAUGUGAUGCUAAGUUUGUAUAUAAUUAUGCACUGUAUAUACAGUAAACCAGUGUAUGCAAACAAUGUUUGUAAGUGUAAUCUGAUGCAUUUGUAGACAUGGCAUGCAUUGUCGACAGCCCACACAUUCGAUUGUGUACAUUACACCAUACCAGUUGUUGUUGAUUUUGUUCUAAUCUCUUGUACAUGAUGAUGCUGUUGUAUUCUAAUGAUGGUGCAAUAUUUUAAUCUCUUGUUUUGAUACUGUCUCUGAAACUUUCCAAACAUGAUGUUCCUCGGUGGGUAAAAAAAAACACCACAGAAAAACCUUGUAAACGUUCUUUUGUACUCUUCCUCGAGGUUUGAGGAUUUUCAAAGUUAGACCCAGAGACAGACAGACAGCUUUUUACUCCAGAUUUCUUCCAGGGGUUCAGUAGUUUAUAGUUUUGCUCCUUUGUGCUUCCAAGAUGAUACACUAAAGUAGGACUGUGCCAGCGAAUGGGAGAGAUUAGGCAGGCAUGACUGUUGUGUUCACUUCAUGUAUCCUGUUGUAACGUGUGCAUUCAAGUGUGUGUACUACAACAGUGGCAUAUUGUACAGUUGUAUACUUUUCAUUGCCAGCUAAUUUUACAGUAUAAUUGAAAAUUUUGCCACACCCAUAGACUAAUAUGCCACCCAAGCAGAAUGUGAACGAAACUUUGGAAUUGUGUGUUCCCUCCACCAGGGGGCAAUCUAUCACAUCUCACACCUCUACAGGCCUAGAUUACACCAUUAAACUGCAUUAUCUUCCAGCUCCUUAUGCUGACAAUCAGGUGCUCAUUGGCAUAAAUAAAGUUACAGUCCAAUUUGAGUUUUUAUCAUUCAGUGUUCAUAAAACUACAAAUUUGUCAGACCUUCCCAUCUUUUUAGUCUCAUAUGCCUUUUAUCCAUUAAAUAGAUGAGACUAAUGACAGUUAGCCUUUUGUAAACCAGAACCCUUUGUUAAGUUAUAGACGCCUUUCUGUUAGUAUGUGCUUUAUACAGUGCUAGGGUGCUCUACGCUGCUUCUUUGCUGCAGCGCUCUUGAAGUUUGGCCUCACAUCCAUGUACUCUCAUCACGCCAGUCACCAAACGCAAGUUGUGAAUGAUGCUGUUGCAGUUCAUGAGCUGUGUCUGUCUGCAUUAAUGGCGUCUGCAUGUCCAGGGUGUCUGCCAGGUUCUGUUAAUCUGAAGCAUUUUGGCCCCAGGCUCCAGCUUGACCUUGCCAUAUACAGUGGAAGUUGCCACCUUUCUCCCUUGCUGUGUUUUCCAGUGGUCUGUAAAUAAUGCUGCAAACUGCCUGGUUUUCAGAAACCAAUGAAACCCAUGCAAGGAUCUCUAAAAGAUGGAUUUAACACUUGGUGUGGUUAUCGAAGCGUUGGGAGAAAAGUGAGUUUCAUUUGUUUACAUUAUGUUUACAAUGGCACAGUUUUACUUUUUAAGGAGAUAUAUGUAGGUAUAGACAAUAUUUGCAUAUUUAUUGCCUAAGGUUAAAUGAUAUGAUGUAUAUUGUGUUUUCACAUUUGGAAUAUAAUGUUACAGUUGUCACCUGUAUUACUAUCUGGAUGAUUUUGGUAAAGUAGUUGAUCAUUUUUAUGACUACUAAGUGACUGUUUUCUGUGCCUUUUUAUGGUUAGAAUGCAUGGUUAACUAUUUAUUACAAUUUGGAGUCACUGAGAUGUGUAUUUUUGUAUUCUGAAUAAAUAAAUGGUUCAGCUUUUGUUGUACAUUUUUAAGGUGCCUUGAAACAGGCUACCUAUUCAUAUCUCUCUUCUUCAAUAAAAUCGGAUACAUAUGCAA